Molecule: messenger RNA, 3036 nt
Organism: Xiphias gladius (swordfish)
Lineage: Eukaryota; Metazoa; Chordata; Actinopteri; Istiophoriformes; Xiphiidae
Gene: kiz
Product: kizuna centrosomal protein
Exons: 12
Coding region: 132-2135 (667 amino acids)
Biological process (GO): spindle organization
Cellular component (GO): centrosome
Source: RefSeq, a predicted model, not a curated record
CCACGUGCUCUCCGUGUUUUUCAGCAGGGGUUUCUGGGAAACGGUGUUCAUGGUAACCGACGUAAACACUAGCCACCCGCCUCCUCCUCUUCCUCCCUCUUGGCGCUGCAGCAGCGCCAAAGCAAGCGAAAAUGGCAAGCAUGGCUCGCACCGAGGAACAAUAUUAUGAAAAGAUAAGAUCGAUUCAACAGAGCCUGCAUAAAAGGGAGAAACGGAGGCUGGAGCUGGAAAGGGAACUGUUUGCUUACUCCAGAUCUGAUAAAAGAAUCUCACAGAUAAAGUGUACGAAACUGCGCAGUUAUCUCAAGGAAAUCUCUGACAGGGAGGCACAAGCGAAAAUAAGAAACCUUGAGCUUCUGAGAGAUGUGGAAUGCAUAGAAAUUAGCAUGAAGGAAUUUAGUCCUGACCAUGCCCCCCUGCAACAACAAAAGGCUGACUUUUUCAAAAAGAUUUCCAAAUAUAAUGAAGAAAGGAAAAUGGAGAGAGGUUUUAAAGCAGCAAAGAUUAAAGCUGUGCAUAGAAAGCACCAGGACAGCUCCACCUCUCAUCCAGUUAAAAAUUUUAGACAAUCGCCAGCAGUAAUUUUUAUGGACUGUCAGACCUCCAGAGGGUCUGACGCUGAAGCUGGCACCACAAGUGUACACUCAUACCAAGCAUUGCGUCGUCCAUCCAAUCGCAGCAUGCACUCCCACGAACGUCUACCAAGUGGCCUUUUGAAGGACUUCAGAGUUGGCGGAGAGGGUGCCACCAGCAACCGAGCACAUUUAUCAGAUGACAUUUCAGGCUCAAACGAUUCCCCUGACGGCUGUAAUUUCAGUGACAAACAUGAAAGAAUGGAGGCGGUGCUCCCAUAUGUUUGUGCCUUAACAGGCACAGCUGGUAAUGUGCCUUUUGGAAGUGAUGAUGAACAAGAACCUUCACCUCUGGUGACCUUGACGGGGCCUGAGAAGAAUCCGUCUCCCAGCAGCAGAGGUCCCAUCGGGGCUAAGAAUUCCCCUGCAGAAAACACUAACUCCCAAGAGGUGGCUCAUCAGCCAGCCAUAAUGGAAGCUGGAGAGAGAGGUCAAAGCCAUUUGAUGCAUGAAACAACUUUUGGAAAAGACGCUCAAGAUGCACCAGGUAGAUGUGAAAGUGUCAGCACAGCAAGUUCUGAUGUGCAGUUGUCAGAAAGCAGCGCUAGUGACCUGUCCAUUUCUCUGACACAAUCUGAGCUGGAGGAAGAUCCACCAGAGGGUGUGGAACCUGAGAGGAAUGCCACUUCUGGAGGGGGUGAUGAUCACAAUCAGCACAGUCCAGACUCAUCCCUGCCCUCUGAUAGGUCCAAGAACACAACUCCAGCAGUGACCUUGGAAAGUCUCUCCCAGGAAGGACUCUUUAGUCUGCUAGACAGCAUCGAAGGACGACUCCAUGCUGAACUCAGCAGUGUGUAUGGGGAUUCUUCAAUUGAUGGAAGACAGCUCAAUAGACUUAUCAGCCUUUGCAACAGUGGUGCGGGCUUGAAUGACGAGGACCUUGAAGCAUGCGGAGCAGUCGUACUUCAUGAGCUUCAGAGGUUGUCAUGGAGCACAGCAAAGGGCUGUCUGCUACCACAGGGUCUAGUGAGUUCUCACCAGUUCAGCCCUGAGCCUAAUGAAAUAAGCACCAGCCUCCCUCCUGAUGCCGCUCGGCUGUGGGAUCGCUGGUUCAAGCACGCCCUUCUGCUCAAGGAGCGCCGUGUCCUCAACACUGAGCGCUUGGUCCAGCUGUUCACGCCGCUGCUGCUGGAGCGCAAUGCCACCUACAGCCACCAGGCCAAAGUGAUGCUGAGGACACUUCUGUCCCGGUCCAGUGAGGAGUGCCCCUCAGCAGAGGACGAGAGUGACUUGUCUUCUUCAUGUGGUCCUCCUUCUCUACCUGCCAGGCCUGUACAAAAAAAACGGAUUCAAGAACUACAAAGUACUGAAGAGGACAGCCAGGACGAAAGCCCUGUGGAAAGUGUUCCUAUUAGAGGACGCCAGGGUGGGAAGCGCAAGAGAUCUGUCAUCGCUUCUCAUUAUCUUCUAAACAAUGCUCCGCCAAGGCUGGACUUGAAAAAUACUAGAUGUGAAGGCAUCCUGGAAGCAGCUGGUGAGCCCAUCCCUCAGCUGCACCUCUGAAAUGUAAAGCAAUCCUAUAUUACCCUUGGCUAUCAGAUUUCCUACUGGGCGAUUCAUGUGUCUGCAUCCCUAAGGUGCACAGCCAGCAAAAUGAGUCCAGUUUCCAAUUGCAACACUUAAUCAAAAGAGCCAUAACCAGCUAAGAAAAAUAAAUAUGACUAAAGAUUUUGCAAGGAAACGGUUUUGCUGUGCUGAACAACAUCAAUGUCACAAUCAAAUACCAUGACCUUGGAACUGAUAGUAAUUGCCAAGACGUGCGUCUGUAGACUUAGUGGGUUUUUUGCACGACAUGUAAAGCCUUUGCUGUAUAAAGUGCUGUGGGUGGAAUAAAACUGGAGAUUUUCAUGCACUGUAAACAUCAUAUGGUUUUUAGAAAAUGAUUAAAACUAGUAUUUUUUACUCUGAAACCAAGUUAAAAAUGUUAUGACUUGGUCAUACAAGAUCACAACUUUGCUCCCUCCUUUGAUUUGCUCUGUGUGUUUUAGCCACAUCAUUGAGACAACAGCCCAUUUAUUACGUACUUCUACUCUGUUGAUUUUUGCCAGUGCAGUCUCUGCUCCUCUCAAAUAUGAUACCUACUUUAGUGUGCCGGAAAGUAAUUAUGAGUGUUUUUAAAACAGAAAAUCAAUCAUUGCCUUCCUGCUAGGGGAUGCUGAGAUAAUGUGAGAUGCUGAUUGCUGUCUCAUGGAAACUGUUGCUACAUACUGUAGGCUUGAAUAAACAGCUUAGCUGAUUGAACACAGUGUUUUCACCCACUCUGUAUAGCAGUGAGACCAAAAGACUCAGCUACUGAAGUGUGUUGUCUCAACAAACACAGAAACCUCUGAAAGUUGGAAACCUGGGUUUUAAGCAAAUAUUUGACGGUGACUUUGUGUGCAUGAGUGUGUGUGUGUGUGUGUGU